Trichoderma reesei QM6a is the source of this 738-nucleotide messenger RNA. RefSeq lists its product as uncharacterized. Bases 115 to 597 code for a protein of 160 amino acids. Lineage: Eukaryota; Fungi; Ascomycota; Sordariomycetes; Hypocreales; Hypocreaceae. The transcript is spliced from 2 exons. The record is from RefSeq and is a predicted model, not a curated record.
GAAGCUCCAUCACCCACUCUCUCCCUCAUCAGCAGCGUCUCUUUAUCAAAGACACGCAUCACCAACAGCAUAAUCCUUUAUAUCUUCACCAAGACAGGCUCUCGAGAACACAUCAUGUGCGGCCCAGAAACAUCCAACAGGCCUCGCGGAGGCGCACUCGCUGCCCUCUGCUCGCUCGACGCCGCCGGCCACGCAACAACCUGCGGCGACCUCGCCUUUCACACCCCAGGCCUGCCCGAGAGCAACGAGGCGACACACGUGAGACUCAUGCCCGACGCCGCCUACGAUGCAAGAACGCUAGCAGACCUCUCUGUGGUGAUUCACUCAAGCGGUGACCCGAGGACGAGGAUAGAGGACUGCGGCACGUUUACGAGAUUCGGCUUCCCCACGACAGCGAAAUCAUUUAGCGAGACGCAGGCAUUUGUUGAGCUUCCCCUCAGCAAGCCGCUUCUGCUCGAGGUUGGCAACGAGGGCAUCAUCGGGCGACGAGUCUCGCUGUACGCUGGGGCGUCCCCUAGCAGAGUCGUCGCCGAGGGCAUCGUGGGCGUCAACUUUCUCAGGACGGCCCAGCCGUCUCUCGGGAUGGUGCAUGAGUGACGGACGGGGCCAUCAAGGUUGUGAUGCGACUUUGCACCUUGAUGGACGACGGGGGGAAAGGGGGUCGGAUGAUGGGCCAGGAGGAGGCUUGUUGCAGGGCACUUGCUGCGCGGGUCCGAAAGAGGAGAAACCGGUGGCAAA